Cryptococcus wingfieldii CBS 7118 is the source of this 3534-nucleotide messenger RNA. RefSeq names its product exocyst protein. Lineage: Eukaryota; Fungi; Basidiomycota; Tremellomycetes; Tremellales; Cryptococcaceae. The transcript has 11 exons. The record is from RefSeq and is a predicted model, not a curated record. Gene Ontology annotation, biological process: exocytosis; Golgi to plasma membrane transport. The coding region runs from base 1 to 3534 and encodes 1177 amino acids. Gene Ontology annotation, molecular function: phosphatidylinositol-4,5-bisphosphate binding. Gene Ontology annotation, cellular component: exocyst; plasma membrane.
AUGUCCUCCUCCGCCCGCUCCACAUCCCAGGACGACAUCAGAGCCCACAUCAACUCCUCCCUCUUCGCCCGACGCGGCCCAGACGGCACUCCAGAUGAGACCCUCAUCGGCUUCCUCAAGAUAUACGAGAUAGAAGCAGACGGCGGCUCCAAGACGAGGUACCUCAUACUGGCAGUCAGCAAGUCGGGCAGAGUCGUCAUCCACAAGGCAAAGCGUAACAGCAAUCUGUCCUUCUCCAAGGGCAAGACAUGGAACAUGGAAGAUAUCAGGGUGCUGGAGGUCAUCUCGCCUUCUGAGUUUGCUCUUACAAUGACCUCGCGGCGGUAUCGCUGGUCUACAGAACGCCCGAAAGAUCAGACCAACUUUCUGUCUACUAUCGCCAGGGUGUACAGAUCAUAUACCAACGGCCGUCUCCCCGAACUCAUCAACUUCUCUCCACCCCCACAGCAAGGCCCGCCCCAAUCACAAGCCCAGCAGCUCUCGCCAGCAGUAGCAAGCCCUUCGUCAGAACCUCCCCCCUCGGCAUUCCCUGUCCCACGCAUGGGCCCUGGCGACCUUGCACCUCCGCAGUUCUUGGCUCGUACCGAGAGAUCUGGAUCAUUCUCGUCUCUAAACUCGGCCAAUACGCAAAACAGCAACUACCCUCCGACAGCUGGCCGACCGUCAAUCGAUGAUGAACGAUCUCCACCUAGCUCGGCUGGUGCUGGCGCACUCAAUAGAAUGCCUGAUCUUGUCAGGCGGCCGUCCGGGGACAGCAUCCCUUCUCCAAGGGUCACUCCCGGACAACCUCUGGGUAUGGGUCCGCCCCCAGCGCAAAGAAAGAUGUCAGACGACCGAGCAGACAAGCUCGGGCCUAGUAACCUCCGGAACGUCUCUGCUGUUUCCGAAUAUGAACAAGGAGGAAACGAGGGGGUCAGGAUGCGAAAGACGGAAAGCGAUCUGGGCGUCGUACCAGAGGCGGAGGGCUACCAGAUCCCACCGGCAUCGACACGGCGCGAAAAGAAGCCACCAGCUCCUGCACCGCCAGCUAUCAGAGAGCCGUCUCCCCCUCCCGAGGCUGCUCCUGCGCCCAAACAGAAAGCACUGGCUCCCCCGAAAAUCAUGACCACCGAUCUCUCGGCACCCUCCCAAUCUUCAUCAGCCUUGUCGCCUUCUUCGGCCACUUCAGCCACCCGCAGUCGACGCGCAUCUUUCAACCCGCCCCCUCUAGACACCACCAUCUCUCGAGACGUACUUCUCCAAGGACGUACUGGGUUACUACCAGGAGCCGCGAGCAUGACAAUCGAUGAUACCGAAGGCGGAGACGAUGCCGUGCUCAAGAAUGUCGAGGAGAUGCUGGAAGGGUUCGACUGGGGAUUCGGAGCUGGAGCAAUGGGUGGUUCAUUAGAGAGGAGAAAAAAGGGGGCGGACGCUAUAGAGGGGAGGCUGCUGGACGAGCUCUUGGCUUUGGAGUCGGCCAAUAUCCAUGCGUUCUUGGAGUCUGAUGAUCGGACAGCACAGGUGCUCGGGCAUAUCGACGAAGCGCUCAUGGACCUUGAGGAUAUUGACAUACAAAUAACGGGAUAUAGGAUGCAGCUCAACGCCGUAUCUGAAGAUAUCUCCUACAUCGAGUCCCAAGGCAAGGGUAUUCAGGUACAAACAUCCAACCAACAGGCUCUGCUCAACGAGUUGCGUCAACUUCUACAAAUCGUCGAAGUUCCUCCCUCGGAUCUACAGAUUCUUGCUCAAGAGUCGCCUUCGACAGAUCGAGGUGUCAAAUCCCUAGAGAGCGCUGCGGCGUCCUUGUACAAGGCUCUUCAGGCCGGUAUGGACUCUGCAAACGCCGAAGUCGCAGCCACCAUCGCUCGAAUGCAAGAAUAUCGCACCCAAUCUAACGCAUUCAGCAAACGCAUAUCCGACUAUCUCGACGUCACUUUCCGAUAUCAGUCUGACUCUACUCUCGCCGAGUUCCGUAAACAGUCCACCAAGGGUGCUUUGGCGCCACAUCAGACCAUGGGAGAGUAUUUGAUGGGGUAUACGGGCCUGGUGCUGUAUGUCAAAGAGAUGGAUGAAGCGAGGUACCAGAAACUGUGCUCGAAUUACAUGUCGACGAUCAGUCAGCUGCAUCAGGCAGAGAUGAAAGAUCUCUUGAUGGGCUUUAUGACGACUUUGAAUGCGACUGCUGGAGACGCCGGUUCCGAUGCUGCUUUCUCCGCGACGGGCUAUUCCACAACUAGACCCUCAGCCCUGCAAAAGUCCAAGACUGUCAUCGGCCGUGGUCUCCAUGGAGAUAGAUCAGCAGCCAAGCAAGAGCGCCGCGGUGACUCGUCUGGAACCAAACGUGCCUCCCAGCUCUACAACCAAGCCCUCACCGAGAUCAUCAAUCAAGUUGUCAUUGAAGAAGACUUUAUCAACGCCUUCCUCCACCUCACCGAUACCGACUCGACGUUUGCCGAUUAUAUGGAGCUCGACUCUUAUUUCCGACGUCAGGCCGCUCGUCACGCGAGUAAGGGAAUGAGCCAGGGCAUGAUGCAGCUUGUGAGGUCGAUGAUGGAUUUAAUCUUUGGGUUUGUGGAGUUGGAGUUGAAGCAGUGGGUGGAGGCGGCAGUGGAGAGGGGGCCCGUGGCGGUGGUCGGAAUCAUCGGAGUGACAGAGAGGAUCGCGCGAGAAGCUGCGGAUGAGAAUACUUCAAUGUUCUUUACUUCGUUGUUUGAAAAACAACUGGUGAAGCAGAGGAUGAUCCUCGACGCGUUCACGAAUGAUCAAAUCAGGGCUAUUGUAGCUUCCAAGCAGACCCUCACUGUCAAAAAGCGAAAGGGCGUCACCUUCUUCAUCAAGCACUUCCCUGUCUUUGUCGAGCGCGUCGAGUCGCAAAUGGAAGGGUUCGACGACUUGCCCAUACGAGAGCGUGUCAACAACAUGUACGACAGCAUUGUCGAGACCAUCUUCAAUGCUCUUCAACAGUUGGCCAAGAUGGACCGCGCGGAUGGGCAGGCAACCGAAGAUAAGGGACAGCUGAACUACCAUGUCAUCAUGAUCGAAAACAUGUAUCAUUUCGUGGAGGACGUCUCGCAGCUAUAUUGCCCCCCCUUGGUCGUGUCUUUACAGCGCGCUCAAAAUCUCUAUCAAGAGAACUUGACAACCUACAUCAGAAUGUUGAUGCGAAGGUCAUUUGCUCGAUUCAUGGACUUUUUCGACGGCGUAGAGCGACUCUUGAAAAGCACGCCUGCCAACGAAGUCUCGCUACAUCAGUCAUACAACCGCUCAGCCCUCAAAAAGGUCCUCAAAGAGCACGGGGCAAAAGAUAUGCGCAAAGCCGUCGAGACCAUGUCUCGCCGGGUGGACAAGCACUUUUCAGAUGAGGACGACCCUGUUGCUUCGUCAGCUGCCAAUGCGGUGCUCAUCGGUGCCGUCUGGAAGGAGGUCACCAAAGAGCUGGCGAAGGAUGUGCUCAAGGCGCAGGGUAUAGUGGCAAGGAGUUAUGCCGAGUCGGGUUUGGGUUUGGAGUUCAGCAGUGCCGAUGUGGAAGCUACUUGCAAGAAGAUGAAGGGGUAG